UUAAGUCAACAUUUUAAUUGUUAAAAACAAUUUUUGAAGCUAACAAUUUAGUGAUAUUUAUUUUUAUAAUGUUGUGUUGACGUUUCCUAGUCGAAAAGCGAAAGUGCUGCCACUUAAUUUUUGUUUACUUGUCAAUUUCUUUAAAAAGCUAAAUUAAUUAAUAUUAGUAUUAAUAUAAUAAAUCUUAAAAAAAUCGUUUCAAAAUGGCUUUGGCUAUGCAAAGAAAAGCAAACGUGCGUUUACCACCCGAAAUCAAUCGAAUUCUUUACAUUCGCAACUUACCCUAUAAAAUAACAGCUGAAGAAAUGUAUGAUAUCUUUGGAAAAUACGGCGCGAUUCGACAAAUUCGAGUUGGGAAUACCCCUGAUACAAGAGGCACUGCAUUUGUUGUUUACGAGGAUAUUUUCGAUGCUAAAAACGCGUGCGAUCACUUAUCUGGUUUUAACGUUUGUAAUAGAUACCUGGUUGUAUUGUAUUAUCAAGCCAGUAAAGCCUUUAAGAAAACUGAUUUAGAAAAGAAAGCUGAAGAAAUUGAUAAAAUGAAAUCAAAGUAUGGUAUUAACACCGAUGAAAUGAAACGGAAAUAAGUUUAUUAAAUUAAAAUUAAACUAAAAUUAAGUUAAAAUUAAAUUUA
Molecule: messenger RNA, 634 nt
Organism: Onthophagus taurus
Lineage: Eukaryota; Metazoa; Arthropoda; Insecta; Coleoptera; Scarabaeidae
Gene: Sf3b6
Product: Splicing factor 3b subunit 6
Cellular component (GO): nucleus; cytoplasm
Molecular function (GO): mRNA binding
Source: RefSeq, a predicted model, not a curated record